Passer domesticus (house sparrow) is the source of this 491-nucleotide messenger RNA. Its product is annotated as zinc finger protein 541-like. The coding region runs from base 156 to 491 and encodes 111 amino acids. The record is from RefSeq and is a predicted model, not a curated record. Gene Ontology annotation, biological process: negative regulation of DNA-templated transcription; regulation of transcription by RNA polymerase II. Gene Ontology annotation, cellular component: histone deacetylase complex; transcription regulator complex. Gene Ontology annotation, molecular function: transcription corepressor activity. The transcript has 5 exons. Lineage: Eukaryota; Metazoa; Chordata; Aves; Passeriformes; Passeridae.
AAGCACAAUCUUUGACCCAUAUGAGAGGCAGUGGCCUGAAUCCUCAGCUGAAGAGGCAAAGCGGCUGAAAGCAGCAUGGGUGGGGUUUGGCUCCUUUUUUGUGUUGUAGGGCAGCUCAAGCCUUUUUCCCUUGCAUCUUGCAGGAGGCUCUGGAGAUGUUGCUCUCGGGGGGGCCUCCAACAGCUCAAGACCAUCCCUUGGCUGAUUAUCAUUAUGCAGGCUCUGAUAGAUGGACAGCUGAGGAGAAGGAGGCCUUCCAAAAGGCUUUCCACACCUACGGCAAGGAUUUCCAUCUCAUCCAGAAGCAGAUCCCAAGUAAGACCGUGGCACAGUGUGUGGAGUACUACUACUGCUGGAAAAAAGAGCAGAAACUUGCCAGCAGCACUCUUGCUCAGACUGUGGGCAAACGGAAGAGGAGGAAAAGCCCUCCCAGGAAGGAGACAGGGGAGACCGGGAAGAGAAGCCGCAAGCGGGCUGGCAACGGAGUUUGA